AUGUCUCCAUACUCUCUUAUAUUUGGAAAAGCCUGUCAUUUACCUUUAGAGUUGGAGCACAAGGCAUUUUGUGCAGUUAAGAAGUUAAACAUGAACUUGGACACUGCGGGUGCUCAACGCAAACUUCAACUCAACGAGCUCGAGGAGUGGCGAUUGAACACGAACGAGAACAACCAGUUGUACAAAGAAAAGAUAAAGCGUUGGCAUGACCAACACAUCAGUAAGAAAGAACUUGUUAUUGGCCAAAAAGCUCUAUUGUUCAAUUCACGUCUGCGUUUGUUUCUAGGAAAAUUAAAAUCCAGGUGGUCAGGACUCUUUAUCAUUAAGACAAUCUUUCCAUAUGGAACUGUGGAAAUAACGCGAGAAGAUGGCACCAACGCAUUCAAAGUAAACGACCAGAGAGUGAACCCUUACUUUGAAGAUGGACUGGAAUGUCAAAAGUCAUCUCUUGUACUACGCUAA
Molecule: messenger RNA, 462 nt
Organism: Benincasa hispida (wax gourd)
Lineage: Eukaryota; Viridiplantae; Streptophyta; Magnoliopsida; Cucurbitales; Cucurbitaceae
Molecular function (GO): nucleic acid binding
Source: RefSeq, a predicted model, not a curated record